This is a messenger RNA of Aspergillus bombycis, 1611 nucleotides long. RefSeq names its product cytochrome P450. The record is from RefSeq and is a predicted model, not a curated record. The coding region runs from base 1 to 1611 and encodes 536 amino acids. Gene Ontology annotation, molecular function: oxidoreductase activity, acting on paired donors, with incorporation or reduction of molecular oxygen; iron ion binding; heme binding. The transcript is spliced from 7 exons. Lineage: Eukaryota; Fungi; Ascomycota; Eurotiomycetes; Eurotiales; Aspergillaceae.
AUGGACACCCUGUGGGUUUGGGCAGCCGUGAGCGGCGUGGCCACCCACCUUCUUCUCUAUCGAUCUGGCGAGUGGGAUGUAAAGGCGCCUAGUAUUGUGAAAGUAUAUAUCCUAUUGAGCGCAGCUCUCAUCUAUCUGGAACAUUCUGCUUUACUGGAUGGUUUCGCGACUGGCACGCGUCCAAAAUGGGCAAUAGCAGCCACAGGAUAUCAUAUCCUCGGAGUCUACGCCAGCAUGCUCUUUUAUCGUGCUUUCUGGCAUCGUCUUGGCGGAUAUCCCGGUCCAUUCCUCGCCCGGCUUUCGAAUUUCUACGUCACCUCACUCUCAGCCAAGAGUCUACAUCUCUACGAAGAGGUUCGUAAGCUGCAUCAGCAAUAUGGCGACUAUGUUCGAUUAGGCCCUACCGAGCUCUCAAUUGCCGACCCUAGGGCCGUCAAAGCACUCUACAGCGGCCAGGCGAAAGUGAGCAAAGGACCAUGGUAUACCGUGCUGGAACCCAGAGUAUCUCUCCAAAUGUCCCGAGACAAGAAAGAACACGCUCGCCGUAGGAAGGUGUGGGAUCAAGGUUUUAGUUCGAAGGCCUUACGCGAUUAUGAACCUCGCGUUUCGCAUUACGCAGAGCAGCUUCUCGACGCUAUCCGCAAGAACGUCGGCAAGCCGAUGGAUAUGGCGAAGUGGUUCAACUACUAUAGCUUCGACGUCAUGGGUGAUCUGUCUUUUGGUAAAUCCUUUAACAUGCUCGUAGGCGGGCAAGAUACAUAUUUCUCGACUCAGCUGCAUGCGGAUAUGAAGAGCAUCGGUUUGUUUAGCCACCUGACAUGGCUAUUUCCGUUUUUCAAAAGAAUCCCUAUUCUUAACUCUGACUACCUCAAAUUUUGGAAUUGGGUUGGUGGCAGAGUUGAAGAAAGAAUCAAGAAUAACCCAGAUUGUCCCGACGUGUUUUCAUGGAUCCUUGAUGCUUUUCAAAAGGGCCCAAAGACGAAGCAGGAUCACCUUGACCUACACGGUGACGCAUACCUGAUUAUUGUUGCAGGAAGUGAUACUACUGCUGCCACAUUGACUAAUCUGUUUUUCCAUCUCGCUGCUGACCGCACCUGGCAAACAAAACUCCAGACAGAACUAGACGCUUUGCCUGACUUGUCCCAGGAGAAGCUGACUAGUGUCAAGAUACUUGACGCACUUAUAAAUGAAACCUUGCGUCUCCAUCCCGCUGUACCCUCAGGUACCCAACGAAUGACUCCGCCAGAGGGUCUCCAGAUCGGUGAUAGGUAUAUUCCUGGUGACGUGAUGGUGUGUAUUCCAACACACACAUUGUUUCGAGAUGAACGAGCGUUUGUCCGGCCCGAAGAGUUUCUUCCAGAGAGGUGGAUGACGCAGCCAGAGCUGGUAAAAGACGCAUCCGUCUUCAUUCCAUUCAAUGCGGGCCCCUAUUCCUGCGUUGGGAAGCAACUUGCUCUGAUGGAGCUCCGUCGUGUGACUGCCGAGGUUCUUACGAGAUAUAAUGUCGACUUUAGCCAAGAGCAGACGGUUGACGCGUUCCUGGAUGGUAAAAGAGAUACGUUUACCUUGGUGACUGCUCCUCUGAAAUUGGUGUUUCAUGAAAGGAGAUAG